AUGUUUGAGUUUAACAGAGAGUUUAGAAAGAUCCUAAGUGGACUGACUCUGCCUGAAAAUCCAGAAUUAGAGAGUUCUGCUGCUAGGAUUUCUCCGAAGAAGGAACUUCAAGUUGAGAAUCUUUUGAAGCGUUUGAAUAAAACGCCACAGAAAUCCAUCAAGAAACAGAGCCCUGAUGGGGAUAUUAUUGACUGUAUUCCUAUCUCUCAACAACCAGCUUUUGAUCAUCCUCUUCCUCAAAAUCAUAAAAUUCAGUUGGAGCCUAGUUACUAUCCAGAAGGGCCAUUUGGUGAUAAAAGAGUGAACACCUCAAAGUCCAGGAAAAGGUUAAAGCCAAUUAAGCAACUCUGGCAUUUAAAUGGAAAUUGUGAUAAAGGAACAAUACCAGUAAGAAGAACAACGAAAGAAGAUAUUCUUAGAGCUGGCUCUAUAAAAAAUUAUGGCAAAAAGAAAGAGAUUGCUAACAUUCUUGGCCCGAAUUCUGCUAAACCUCAACCUGAUGCCUCUACAGAGCACGAGUAUUCAUUCGCUUCUGUUAUGGGGGAAAAGUAUAUUGGAACGAGGGCAAUUAUGGAAGUUUGGAAACCAGAAGUGGAGCAACCAAAUGAAUUUAGCCUUGCUCAGAUAUGGGUUCUAGGAGGUUCUUUUGAUGGAAGUCUUAACAGCAUUGAAGCUGGUUGGCAGGUCUAUCCAAAUAUGUAUAGGGAUGAUAGCACAAGACUCUUUGCUUACUGGACUAGGGACCAAUAUAAAUCCACGGGAUGCUACAAUUUGGUCUGCCCGGGUUUUGUUCAGAUCAGCGAGAGGAUAGCUUUGGGGGUUAGCUUCCAGCAAGUUUCGACCUAUCAAGGUUCCCAAUCUAGUUUGACUUUACUAAUUUGGAAGGAUCCUACUGAGGGUAAGUGGUGGUUGGCAUCUGAUGAUAGAGAGGUCAUUGGUUACUGGCCAACCUCUUUAUUUACAAGUUUGGCUGAUAGUGCAAAACAUAAUUCAAUGGGGCGGUGAAGUUAUAAACGAGGCAACAGGCGGACAGCAUACCACAACUCAAAUGGGAAGUGGUCAUUUUUCUGGUGAAGGAUUUACCAGAGCUAGUUAUUUUACAGAAAUUCAAUUAGUUAAUGCAUCAAAGCAUCUAAAUGUUGUGGAAACUGUACAGUCUCAAUCGGAUCAUCCUGGCUGCUA
Daucus carota subsp. sativus is the source of this 1182-nucleotide messenger RNA. RefSeq names its product protein neprosin-like. The transcript is spliced from 8 exons. The coding region runs from base 1 to 1005 and encodes 334 amino acids. The record is from RefSeq and is a predicted model, not a curated record. Lineage: Eukaryota; Viridiplantae; Streptophyta; Magnoliopsida; Apiales; Apiaceae.